Molecule: messenger RNA, 1419 nt
Organism: Liolophura sinensis
Lineage: Eukaryota; Metazoa; Mollusca; Polyplacophora; Chitonida; Chitonidae
Product: probable NADH dehydrogenase
Cellular component (GO): mitochondrion
Molecular function (GO): NADH dehydrogenase activity
Source: RefSeq, a predicted model, not a curated record
AUGGCGUCGGCGGCACAAAAUAUUCUCUGGAGUUUAAGCAAGCCUUUGCAGCUCUGCUGGCAAUGUGGGUCCCAGCUCAGGAUUGCUACCAAAGGACUGAACUUCCCAAAAGUUCUGCCAAAACUUGGACUGGAUGGUUUAUUUUCACGGGCCAUUAGCUCCGAACCACAACCACCUCCGCUAAAACCGCUGCCAAUGCCGACUGCACCGUUCCGAACGGGACGCCAAAAGCUUGUAAUUCUGGGAACGGGUUGGAGUAGCUACAGUCUGCUCCGUAAUGUGGACAAAUCGCUGUACGACGUGUACGUGGUCAGUCCGCGGAACCAUUUCCUAUUCACACCACUUCUGGCCAGUACCACGGUCGGAACGCUUGAAUUCAGAUCUAUCGUGGAGCCGAUACGUAACAUGGGCUUCCGACGGGCCGAUCACUUCCAUCUCUCCAAGGCGAUAUCCUUGGAUCUAAAAGACAAAAGCCUUGAGUGUGAGAGCGUUCUUCGUCCGGGGCACAAGUACAAAAUGGGCUACGAUAAGCUUGUGAUAGGAGUCGGCGCCCUAAGUAACACCUUCAACGUUCCAGGCGUCAAGGAACACGCCUUCUUUCUCAAGGAAGUGAGUCAUGCAAGGAAAAUCCGAAACAGAAUUUUGGGGAACUUGGAACUGGCUAUACAGCCUGGUAUAUCCGACGACGAAUCAGAUCGCUUGUUACAUACGGUGAUAGUGGGAGGAGGACCCGCAGGGGUGGAGUUUGGGGCGGAACUUUAUGACUUCGUUGAACAGGAUUGUUCACGACUUUACAAACAGAAGGAUGUCCGAGUCACUUUGAUUGAGUCCAAUCAGAUUUUAAGCUCGUUCGACGUUCGCCUGAGGAAUUACGCUGAGAAAAAGAUAAAACAACGUGAAAGGUGAAAGGCCGACGGAGUCACGCUAGCGGACGGGAGCUUCCUGCCCUGUGGCCUUGUGGUUUGGAGCACUGGACUCGCCCCCAGACAGUUCAUCAAGUCAAUGACUACCCCCAAAAACCAAGUAGGACAGAUUUUGACGGACAGUUGUCUGAGACUGAUAGGAGAUGAUAGCGGAAGUGUCUAUGCGUUCGGCGACUGCGCAGACAUAAAGGAAUACACUUUACCUUGUACUGCGCAGGUCGCGGAGAGACAGGGCCGGUACCUGGCUAAGGUGUUGAACGAGAAUGAUCCCCAAUCCGCGUUACCGUUUGAGUUUGAGAGUGCCGGAGCCCUGGCGUAUAUAGGGAGGAAUGACGGGCUGUCUGACCUUCACAUCAAACUGAGGGGUUUCCCGUCAUGGAUCAUCUGGCGAUCAGCCUACCUGACCCGACUGGGCAGCUGGAGACUACGUAUGCAGGUGCCAAUGGACUGGCUUAAGAGUUUCAUGUAUGGUAGAGACACGUCCAAAUUCGAAUAG